This is a messenger RNA of Chara braunii, 3414 nucleotides long. Lineage: Eukaryota; Viridiplantae; Streptophyta; Charophyceae; Charales; Characeae. The record is from the annotation of a GenBank genome assembly.
CGUUAACAACAGGGUACAACGUCAGCAGGUGACUUGGGCGAAUCGACAGAAAACGGGCAAUAUAGCGAAUCAAUCAAGCUGAACAACGGCGAGGAAGUAAAGAGACAAACAGCGAAUCAGCUGAACGCGCGGGGAGAUGUUUUUAGGAAAGAGCGGGGAAGUGAGAGGGCCGAGCAUGGGAAUCGCCCGCGGAAUGUUGGUGUCGCAUAGCCUGCGCUGCUGCCUCGCAAGUGCCAACAAGGAAUUGCCGUCGUGUAUGUGAGCAGAACGUAGAUGAGACAUCGGCGUCUGCGUAUGAGCACGCGGAGUGGAGAGCGAGUGAAAGAGAGGAGAAAGGACAGAAGAGCGCGAGGGUGACGACUAAAAAAGAAAGAGGGAGGUCGUUAGCCGGGACGGGUAACGAGGAAGAGUGAGGGGUGUAUAGAGGGGUCGUCAGGGUGUUCCAAGUGAGUUGUUGUUCAUCAAGAAGGGGAAAGGUGGUAGAUAGACAUGGCGAAUUUGUUCUCAGGCAAGUUGGCUCGUCUCUUCGGGAUGGACGACACCCUGCCGUGGACCGACGCCGUCACAAUCGCGAAAUGCGAGGAGGAGUGUCUCCGUGACGAAUCUGAUAUCGAUAGCAGGAUGAAGCUGGCAUGGUCUCUUGUCCAUUCACAGCAGGUACCUGAUGUGCAUAGAGGGAUCGCCAUGCUUGAAGCACAGCUAGGUAAUAGGGCAGACGCAGCACGGACAAGGGAGACACUUUAUCUUCUGGCAGUUGGGCAUUUCCGCUCAGGCGACUACGCACGGAGUCGAAAUCUCCUUCAACAGGCUCUGCAGAUAAGCCCUAAUUUCCGCCAAGCGCAAGCUCUUAUGAAGAUGGUGGGUGACAGGAUUCAAGCAGAUGGAGUGAUUGGCAUGGGACUGGCAGCAGCUGCAGUUGGGGUUGUUGCUGGUGGUGUGGCGGCUCUUGUGGCGAGUGCAAGGAGAUAAACAAAGGCCCAAUUUUUUAAUGUGGCAGUGUAACAUGAAGCGAUCGAUUAUAUUGGUGCAGUUCAGGCGGACAAGGAGCGAUUGCAGCUUCUGAAGCAUGUCGUCGUGAAUGAAGAUAUGUGAAGCAGGGUGUGGUUCUUGGUGAGAUAAGGGUGUGGUUCUUCGUGAGAUAAACUAAGUUCAUGACACUACAGAUGGAGUGAGAUGAUGGAGUGUAAGGCACAUUUGUCUAUCUGGUCAGUUUUGGUUUAUAGUUGUUUGCCUGGUCACAGCGCCUGGUGGUUUGUGCCAGCGCUGGUGUUGGCUAUGCUUUCUCGCAGCAACUGCUUGUCGGCUCUAUUCCUGGUUGCGAAAGCGAGUACUUGACGCCCUCGUUUGUUAUAAGGAAUGAUCCGCUUCUUGGUAAUGCUUAUGCAGAUCUUCGGCUUGCUUCCCACCAUUGAUCGGUGGCGUGUGUGGUGUUGUCUGGAAGACGUGGCGCAUGUGGCAAUGGAUCCUGGGUUUUGGAUGGGGCGGAAGGAAAUUUGUAUUGUGUCUGUAAGUAAGCCUCACUUUGCCGAGCAAGCCGUCAAGGCUGUUGUGCUGCAGAGCAGAGGCAUACUGGUCGAUCUCUUUUUUUCCAUUACUGUGAAGCGUUAUUACUCAAGUUCAUCGGGGACGACUGCCCUCUGCAGGAAGGGUUGCGGUCCAAAACUUCAUAUCUCCGCAACUGUGAACCCUUCCAGUGUCACGCGAUUGCUCCCAAUGAACUCGAGUAAUGACAGUUUGCAGCAUUGGAAAAAGAGAUCGACCAGUAUGCCUCUGCUCUGCAGCACAACAGCCUUGACGGCUUGCUCGGUCCAGUGCCGCUUGGUAAUAGGUACCUUUCGUCCUUCAAAACCCGGCUGAGGAUCCAAUGCCAUGUGGCGCCAGGUCUUGAACACACACCCCGCAUUGCACCAAUCUAUGGUGGGAAGCAAAACGAUCUGCCUUAACAUUCUCGUUUGUGUUCGUGAGAAGUUGAUCGCCUCAUUUGUUGUAAGGAAUGAUACGCUUGCUCCUGUGGGCUUUUUGACAAACGGGCCUUGGCCAUCAAUUCAUCGCACUUUUCCGCUCAUUAUCAAGUUGCAGAAUCUGUAAAGCUGCACCUUCAUGGCACAGUCACAGAGGAGAGUGCGAAUUCGAAACGUUGUUUGUCGUUGUGAAGUGUUUGUCCACUUGGAUGGAUGGAUGAAUUAAUCAACAAGGACAGGGAUUUGCAGGGUAGAGAGAGAGAGAGAGAGAGAGAGAGAGAGAGAGAGAGAGAGAGAGAGAGAGAGAGAGAGAGAGAGAGAGAGAGAGAGAGAGAGGUAUUGGACUGUGGGGUGGUGUAAACAGGGAAGGCACGUCCUUGCGAUAAGGGUGUGCAAGAGUGUCAGUUUAGCUGUUACAUAGCAUGCGCUUCUGGAUGAUAUAAUUGCAGCGGAUGACUUUUUUAUUCUGUAACAUAGCAGAGGCUAGAGGGAGUGUCUCCGUCAUGUACCAUAUCAAAAUUCAAGAGGAUUAUUUCCUGUUGUGUAAGCAUAGCGGAGGCAACUGGUGUCUAUCACGUAGAUUUUUUAAGUCUCUGCUCCCUGCGAGGUAGCAUGCUGCCGUUCCUUCCUCUUGGAAUGGAGUUCUUGGUGGCGAUCUUGUAUUAUGCUUUUGGGUGUGUGCUAAUGGUGUAGCUAUGUCCAUCUCUGGAUAUAAGUAGUGGUUGACUAUGUGUGCAUGUGUGGGUGUGAACUCCUCGAGAGCAGUGAUAGAGACAGUAAUGUCCAAUGGUAGGAUGAAGAGACGGCUUUCAUGCAAAAUGUGUUGUGUGUACACAGACACCUUGUGGGGGGGGGAGGCGGGGGGGCUCGGCAGAGGAAGUUGCGUAUCAGGUGUGAUUUGUGCCUUAAGUUGCCCUUAACUCAUCGAGGGACGGGCCUGAACAGACAGAGCGACGAGGUAGGGAGAUAGAAGGAAGGACAUAUGAAAGGUGUUGUUCGUACACGGACCUCUUGUAUGUGUGCGGGCUCAGUGGAUGAAGGUGCUUGUCAGCUUCGAUGUGCCUUCACUCAUAGAGGGACUGAAGUCAGUGAAGAACACAUCAGGGCGAGGCGAUAGAAAUCAGAAGCUGUCAGUUAUGGCACUUGUGCUGGAGUGUUCUGCGCACUGUACUUGGUGGGGAACUUGGGGGGGAGAGAAAUCUGGAGCUGUUGGUUAUGGCGCUUGUGCUGGAGUGUCCUUCAGGGGCAUGCUUUCUUGGGGACCGGGUUGGGUGAGUGUGACACUGGCUUUCUCUUUUCUAGGACCUUGAGUGAACGGCACUGCCAGCGACCGUUGCUGGAAUUGAUCUUCUUCAAGUCAUCAACCGAUUCAACCCGCUAUCUUAUAUCGCUUCAAAGUUAAAAAUUGAAAUUAUAGAUUCUUCUUUCAUCAAAGUAAAGAGAUUGAGCACAC